This is a messenger RNA of Saccoglossus kowalevskii, 1584 nucleotides long. Its product is annotated as dehydrogenase/reductase SDR family member 1-like. Lineage: Eukaryota; Metazoa; Hemichordata; Enteropneusta; Harrimaniidae. The record is from RefSeq and is a predicted model, not a curated record.
CGAGAGGGACCUUGAAAAUCGCGACCUAGACAUGCACCCUGCGUUAACAACGAGGUUAUGUAAGGGUCAUCCCGUUGACAGGAAUACGAAUGAAGUUGUGUAAGCCAUUCAUAGUUACACUGUACCAACUCAGUUUAAAGACGUAUACGUAUCUGCUGUGCCACAAUAUUUUUAUUGCGACUGCGGCUGAAUUGACACUAUGAACGAAGCGAGGCUGGAUCGAAGGCGAGGUCGAAGAAUUCCGAUUAUGGGACAGCCACUUCAAGGAAAGGUGUGCGUUGUGACUGGUGCUAGUCGUGGCAUUGGUAAAGGAAUUGCAUUGCAACUCGGAGAAGCUGGAGCUACGGUUUACAUCACAGGAAGAACUAUGAUGUCAUCAGAAUCAACAAAUCAUCGUGGAUCUUUACAAGAUACGGCUCGAGAGGUGGAGGAACGUGGUGGCACCUGUAUACCAGUGAAAUGUGAUCACACAGAUGAUAAACAAGUAGAAGAAUUAUUCGAUAAAAUAAAAAAAGAACAAAAUGGACGACUGGAUCUCUUGGUUAACAAUGCGUACGCAGGAGUUGAGUGUAUCUUUUCACAACUGGAUAAAGGAUUCUGGGAAUUGCCGCUUAGUAUGUGGGAUAUUGCAAAUAAUGCUGGGUUGAGAGGUUACUAUAUUGCCGCAGCGUUAGCAGCCAGGAUGAUGGUUCCAGCCAAACAGGGUUUAAUUAUCAACAUCUCGUCUUAUGCGGGUGCAAUGUAUUUUUUCAAUGCUGCCUAUGGUAUAGGCAAGGCUGGGUGUGACAAGAUGGCGUUUGACUGUGGUCAAGAGUUAAAGAAACAUAAUGUUGCUUACGUGUCCAUAUGGCCUGGACCUGCUAGAACGGAAUUAAUCAAAGAUUUCCUAUUAAAGGAUCCAUUUGAGAAAGAUGUUGUGAUGAGUAAUGGAUUCUCUAGGGCUGAAAGCACCGAGUUUGCAGGUAAAGCAGUUGUCCAUCUGAUGCAAGAUACGAACAUCAUGAAUAAAACUGGAUUGAUAUUAACAACAGCAGACUUAUCGUCGGAGUAUGGUUUUUUUGAUAUUGAUGGAAGAAAUCCAGUGAAUUAUAGAUGUAUUAAAGAUCUUGUAACACUAUACGGAUAUACCUGGCUAGCAAUGUUCAUACCGAGGUUUAUCAAAGUGCCGGCGUGGAUGAUGGCCAUUAUAAAUAGCAGACUAUACUAAAUUAUUUGCUGACCUAAAGGAACUUUUUAUAAACUUAGCUCACGGAAAUUUCAUAUGAACCCUUCAACUUGUAAUCGAUGUUCACUCUGAUUGAUCACGUGAGAUAGUAUUGGAAUUCUCUCAAAAUCCGAGGUUUUUUCUCGCGAGAUUAAAACAUUACAUUAUAUAAUACAGUAUUAUGCGGUUGAACGCGAUUUUACAAAGUUACAGAUUGCGUUUUUUGUAAGCUGUUCUUUUUAAAACUUAAAAUGUGUUAACGAAAAUAUUACACCGGUGUUGUUUUUCGACAAACGGGCUAUUAUUCAGCAAUAAUGCUGCAAUUGUACGUCCAUGGUUAUGUGAUUGUCAUCUUGUUUAUGAAGCUUUGAAAUAUAUCU